Molecule: messenger RNA, 4278 nt
Organism: Malassezia japonica
Lineage: Eukaryota; Fungi; Basidiomycota; Malasseziomycetes; Malasseziales; Malasseziaceae
Gene: STH1
Product: RSC chromatin remodeling complex ATPase component
Exons: 2
Coding region: 1-4278 (1425 amino acids)
Biological process (GO): positive regulation of transcription by RNA polymerase II
Cellular component (GO): nucleus
Molecular function (GO): DNA binding; ATP-dependent chromatin remodeler activity; ATP binding
Source: RefSeq, a predicted model, not a curated record
AUGACCAAGGAGCGCCUGCAGCAGAUUGUUUCUCGCAUGCAGCAACUCAAAGCUAGCGGUCAGACCGAGCAAUCCAACCAGGAAUACGCGUCGCUCGUCCAGACCCUCAAGGCGUUCCAAUACUUGCAACAGCUGCGUAUGCAGCAGCUCGCGUCACAGCAACCGACCCCACCUGCGGACGCCGCGGCAUCGUCCAACGCACCAGGCACCCCUUCGGCAGACGCGGCGCCCAACGCCGCCAACGUGUCGUUUCCGGGCGGCAGCGGCCCAGCGCUUUCGAACGAGCAGCUCUCUACGCUCCGCAACCAGGUUGGCGCGUUUAAGCAGCUCGCACGGAACCAACCGAUGCAGGGUCAGCUCCAAAGCACGCUCACUGACGCGCCGAAGCCGGACGCCGAGGCCAAGACCACGCCGCCGACCAGCACCACCGUCACGGCCAAGCUCGCGGACGCGGCCGCCGACUCGCACGCCGCGCUCCUCGCUGCGAACGGCACCGAGGCGCUCAAGUCGUCCGAAACAACGACACCGAAGCCGGCGUCGUCCGACGAGUCGUCCGCCGACGCGCCUCGUGCCGCGACGCCCCAGGACGAUCCGUCGAGCUCGGUUUAUCCCUAUAACGCGUACUUGCAUCCCUUUACGCUCCUGGCCAAGCCCAGCACCAAGGGCGGCGACGACCUCGCAUCGAUGCAGCAGCGACUAUUGAUUCCGAGUCUGCUGCCGGCUGGCAUCGACGCUCGCCUCCUGCUGGAGGAGCGCGACCGCUUUGUGCGUGGGCGCAUCCAGCAGCGCAUCCGCGAGCUGGAGUCUUUCCCGUCGACCAUGGCCCAGGUGCCGACGGCCGACGCGGCUGCGCAGUACAACCAGACUUCGCUGCAGGACCAGCUGAGCGGUGCCGCAGGCCGCGGUCACAACGCCAAGGUCAAGGCGCUGAUCGAGCUCAAGUCGCUGCACCUCCUCGAGCGCCAGCAGCAGCUGCGCGAGAAGGUCGUGGCCAGCAUGCAGCUUGCCACGACCCUCGGCCUCGACCGCUCUGCAUUCCGGCGUGUUCGCAAGCAGGCGCUGCGUGACGCUCGUGUCACAGAGCAGCUCGAGCGCAAGCAGCGCACGGAGCGCGAGCGCAAGGCGAAGCAGCGCCACACGGACUAUCUGUCCAUGAUCUGUGCGCACGGAAAGGACCUCUUGGCUGCUCAGAACAAGGCGUCCGACCAGGCGCGGCGUAUCGGCCGCCUGGUGCUCAAGUUCCAUGUGGAUACAGAGCGCGAGGAGCAAAAGCGUGUGGAGCGCAUCGCCAAAGAGCGUCUGAAUGCGCUCAAGGCCGACGACGAAGAGGCCUACUUGAAGCUCAUUGAUACCGCAAAAGAUACGCGUAUUACGCACCUUCUGCAACAGACCGACGCUUACCUGGACAACCUCGCCCAGGCCGUGCAGGCGCAGCAGAACGACGAUGCCCACGCCGACUUUACCGUGGACAAGCGCAUGACGGCUGACGACGGACAAGGCGUGGACGAGACGACGUUUGGCGCCGCCCGCCAGGACGACCCCGGCGAAGACACUGGUCGUGUAGACUACUACUCUGUGGCGCAUCGCUACUCGGAGAAGAUCACGGAGCAGCCCUCAAUUCUUGUGGGUGGCAAGCUGAAGGAGUACCAGAUGAAGGGUCUGCAGUGGAUGGUGUCUUUGUACAACAACCGACUGAACGGUAUUCUUGCUGAUGAAAUGGGUCUCGGCAAGACCAUCCAGACCAUCUCUCUGAUUACCUUCUUGAUCGAGUCCAAGAAACAGAACGGACCGUACCUGGUGAUUGUGCCGCUCUCCACGUUGACCAACUGGGUGAACGAGUUCAACAAGUGGGCGCCGUCUGUUUCGACGCUCGUGUACAAGGGUACGCCGAGCGUGCGUAAGCAGCUGGCCGCGCAGCUCAAGAUGGGCACUUUCCAAGUACUCUUGACCACCUAUGAGUAUAUUAUCAAGGAAAAGAACCUCUUGGGCAAGAUCAAGUGGACCCACAUGAUUAUUGACGAGGGUCACCGCAUGAAGAAUACCCAGAGCAAACUCACUGUGACGCUGACGCAAUCCUACUCGAGCCGGUACCGUCUCUUGCUGACGGGUACGCCGCUGCAAAACAAUCUGCCCGAAUUGUGGGCGCUGCUCAACUUUGUGUUGCCCAAGAUCUUUAACUCGAUCAAGAGCUUCGAUGAGUGGUUCAAUACACCCUUUGUCAACACCGGCACUGGUGAGAGCAACAUGCAGCUCAACGAAGAAGAGGCACUACUCAUCAUCAAGCGUCUGCACAAGGUCCUGCGUCCCUUUUUGCUGCGCCGUCUUAAGAAGGACGUCGAGAGCGAGCUGCCCGACAAGGUGGAAAAGGUUAUCAAGUGCCGCAUGAGUGCGCUGCAGGCCAAGCUCUACCAGCAGAUGAAGAAGCACAAGAUGAUUGUGAGCGACAUCGGUGGGCCGGGCAAGGGUGCAAAGCCGACAGGUAUCCGUGGUCUGCAAAACGCCAUCAUGCAGCUGCGCAAGAUCUGUAACCAUCCCUACGCGUUUGAGCAGGUCGAAGCGGCGAUCAAUCCUACGAAAGAGAACGGCCCCGACCUCUUCCGCGUCGCCGGCAAGUUUGAGCUGCUCGACCGCAUCCUUCCGAAGCUCUUUGCUACGGGCCAUCGCGUUUUGAUUUUCUUCCAGAUGACGGCGAUCAUGGAUAUUAUGGAAGACUUUAUGCGUUUCCGUGGCAUCAAAUAUCUCCGUCUCGACGGUUCAACCAAGCCCGAUGACCGCUCCGUCCUCCUGCGCGAGUUUAACCAGCCCGACUCGGAGUACGACGUGUUUAUUCUCUCUACGCGUGCAGGUGGUCUCGGUCUCAACUUGCAAUCUGCAGACACGGUCAUUAUCUACGACUCGGACUGGAAUCCGCACCAGGAUCUCCAGGCCCAAGACCGUGCGCACCGUAUCGGCCAAAAGGUCGAAGUGCGCAUUCUGCGUCUUGUUACGGAGAAAUCAGUCGAAGAGACGAUUCUGUCGCGUGCUCAGUCCAAGCUUGAAAUCAACGGCAAGGUCAUCCAGGCCGGCAAGUUCGACAACCAGGCCACGGCGGACGAGCGCGAGCUGCUGCUGCGUGCCAUGCUGGAAGCGGACAAUGAGGACGAGGACGAGGAGGAGCACGGGGAGCUCAACGACGACGAGCUUAACGAACUCCUGGCGCGUACCAACGACGAAGUCGCGCGCUUCCAGGAAGUCGACCGCGAGCGCCACGCCGACGAAGAAGCCGAGUGGCAUGCGCUUGGCAACACGGGCCCCGUGCCCGAGCGCCUGAUGCAAGAGAACGAGCUGCCGGAAAUGUACCGCCGCGACUUUGACGCGGAGGCGAUUGACGGCAGCCAGGAAGAGCAGCCGCUGUCGCGCCGCCGCAACGUGGUGCACUACGACGACGGUCUCACUGAAGAUCAGUUCCUCCGUGCUCUCGAGGGCGACCAGGACCUGGGCGACGUCGUGGAGCGCAAGCGCGAGCGUGCCGAGAAGCGCCGCUUGAAGCAGAGUGGCCUCUUGGAGACGGACGUUGACACGUCGGGCGCCGACACGCCCAAGCUUGGCCGCAAGCGCGCCAAGGACGGAAGCAGUGCUACGGACACGCCCGACCCUUCGUCGCCGGGCGAGCUGGCCUCGGGCGAGAAGAAGCGGAAGCUCGGCGGCGCACUCGACGCGAUGGCGUCCCCCGCCGAACUUUCGGAUGCGCUGAACAAACGCCGCAAGGUGGACGAGAAGAGCGAUGCGCUCAAGGCUGCCCUCCAGCAGUGCUACCGCGCGGUGGAGCAAUGCGAGGAGGAAGAAACCGGCCGCCAGCGCUGUGUGCUCUUUAUCGAUAUCCCGAAGAAGAGCGAGUACCCCGACUACCAUGUGCUUAUUCCGCAGCCGAUCGCCUUGCGGCAGAUCCGCAAGCGUAUUGAAUCCAAGGCGUACAAAUCGCUGGAAGCGUGCAAGAGCGAUUUCCAUUUGAUGUUUAACAAUGCUCGGACCUAUAAUCAAGAGGGUUCGUUGGUUUGGAACGAUGCCGAAGAGCUGCAGAAAGUCUUUGACGAGACCUAUGAGCAGGUCCAGCAGCAGCUCGAGGCACAAGAGAGCGAGAGCGAGGCACACGACGCUGAUUAUUCCCAAGGGGAAGUACCUGUAUCACUAGAAAGCCCUAUGGACGCGGAUGAAGGAGAGCCCCAACAGCGUGCGCCGGGCAAGGUGGGCAUGAAAAUCAAGCUUUCCAUGGCCGGCCGCAAGAAGCGCACUCCAUAG